Molecule: messenger RNA, 1190 nt
Organism: Telopea speciosissima
Lineage: Eukaryota; Viridiplantae; Streptophyta; Magnoliopsida; Proteales; Proteaceae
Product: coenzyme Q-binding protein COQ10 homolog, mitochondrial-like
Exons: 4
Coding region: 160-918 (252 amino acids)
Biological process (GO): cellular respiration; ubiquinone biosynthetic process
Molecular function (GO): ubiquinone binding
Source: RefSeq, a predicted model, not a curated record
AUUCGUUGGUUUUAGAUGGAUUAGAUUUGUGGGGAAAAAAAUUCCAGCAUUUCUGUCGUGAGCCUCCGAUUCAAGGGUUUCACUUAAUCCAUCAUUAGGGUUUUCGGUUGCUGGUAUCAAAUUUACGGAUAUUUAUUAUCUGCUCGGUCCCCUUUUACAAUGCCGUCAUUUAUGUCAGCUUCAAAGGUAGUUGGGAUGCUGGUAUCGCGUAGAAAUGGUGUGGGACUGUUGAUUAGAUCUGCUAAGAGUAGUCAGCUAUUCGAGAAAUUUGUACAGGUGCGAUGCUUGAGAAGCAUGGUGGGUAUUGAAUCUGCAACAGCUGAUAGGUUAGUUGGUACUGAUCAAUAUAUCAAACCUUCGAUUGGGAGCUUGCAAAAUACUGUACAAAAAAGGUGCUUCCUUGGUUGCGGUGACGGGGAGGAGGGGAAUGUUCUUUCUAGGAAUUACGAGGAGAAGCGUGUUAUUGGAUACUCUCCGGAACAGUUAUUUGCUGUGGUUGGAGCUGUUGACCUGUAUCAAGAUUUUGUCCCAUGGUGUCAGAAAUCUGAGAUAUGUAAGCGCUACAGUGACGGGUCAUUUGAUGCUGAGCUGGAGAUUGGCUUUAAAUUUUUGGUUGAGAGCUACGUGUCCCAUGUAGAGCUGAACAAACCAAAGUUUAUAAAGACGACUGUGUCACAGAGUAGUCUUUUUGAUCAUUUGAUAAACAUCUGGGAAUUUAAUCCUGGACCCGUUCCAGGAACUACUGACCUUUAUUUCUCGGUGGACUUCAAGUUCCAGUCACCACUUUAUCGUCAGGUAGCAUCUGUGUUCUUCAAGGAGGUUGUCUCUCGACUCGUUGAAUCAUUCACUGGCCGCUGCCGUUUGGUUUAUGGACCCGGGGUCCAAGUACUUGAAAAUUCUUAUGGACAUAGGGUAUAAACAGGUGGUUUCAUUGAGAUGUACAAGACAUGGAAACCAUAGAAUGAUCACCUGCAUCACUCAAGUGGCGGUUCAACUGCUGUAUUAUAGUCUGGGUCAGUUGAUUUAACAUGCCCAAGUAUGCUCCUUGCUAAUACCCAUUUUCUUUCAAGUUCCCUACUGUCUGAUGAAUAUUAGUGAGUAAUUUGAAAAUGCUCACCCUAACACAUUUUGCUGUUCUUCCUUUUCUGUCCCAACACUAGUGGGUCUUGCACCUCAUACGUGUGGAUUGA